GAUGAUAAUUCUGGGCCGCGAAACGGGCACGCAAAUAAUACGGUGAUACGAAAAUAAUUACGCAUGCAAUACAGCGUGGCGCAAUAAUACUCUCGGGAAGCAAACACCAUGUCGCUAUUCCCAAUCCACGCUUGCCAUGUGCGAUGGCUCAUCGCAGUUCGCUCGGGCCUUACUUAGUCGCGGCGAGUUGCCAAUUGACGCGCUGCCUGGAUGCGUGAAGCUUCUCGAUAAGGGCAGACUCGUUCACAGAUGAGGCCGAUCAAGGGCGAGCCCGUUCGGGGCGGGUGUGGGAAGGGAGAGAGGGAGUGAGAGCGGGGUGAGCAGCGGGGGUGGCGCGGCGAAGGCGAUGGGGGAGCGCAUGGUGCUGUAGCGACUGCCGGAUAGAGGCGGGUGCAGAGAUACCGACGGACACAGAGAUAGCGCCGCUCGUUGACGAGAGUGCGACAGACGGCGACGAGAGUGCGACAGACGGCGACGAGGGUGCGAUCCAAACCGAUUCGCGAUGGCGGAGAGCAGCGAAAGCAAAGUCGGCAGAAGCAGCCGUAGGGGCGGCAGCGGGAUUUCGAGCCGCAGCACCAGCAGCGGCGACGGAGGCGGAGGCGGCGGCGGAGGCGGCGGCGGCGAUUGUAGCAGCAGCAGCAAGGCGGUUGCUAGCAAAGCCAGGAGCGGCGGCGGCGCGACGAGGAAGCCGUGGCGGCCCGCGCCGACCGCGCUCCACCUGCAUCACUUCGUCGCCGCCGCCGCCGCCGCCGCUGCCGCCCCUGCUGUGCCCGCGCCCCCAACGCCGCCCCUGCACGAGUCCGCGCGAAGUGUGGCGCGCGGAAGGGGCAGGGGGAGCCCAGAUGGCGCCUUCCGUGAGGGGGAGGGACGCGGAGGGAAAAUGGAACACGCAGGAGAUGGGCGCAGGGGGACUGGCGGGGAGGGGAGGCUGGGCGGAGGGGGAAGGGGAGGCGGGGUUGGGAGAGGAGCCGUAGGAGGGAGGGGUGGUGGGAGCGAUGAUGCGGGCGCGUGUGCUGUGAGCCCUGCGGGCACGAGGCAAGGCGUGCGAGGAGUGGACGGAGGGAACGGAGUGGACGGAGCAGCAGGGCGGGGGACAGCCGAGGGCGCAGCGGCACGGCGCGGCGCGGAGAGGGCGGUGGGCGGUGCAGGGCGCGUGGCCGUGAACCCAGCGACCUCUGAGACCAUCGCCGCGAGGCGCGGCAAAGAGAGGGCGGCGCCGAAGAAGAAGCGAGCGAGCCGAGUUAAGCGACUCGUGCUGCAGGCGCGCAGGGGAAGGGAGGGGGAGGAUGCAGCGGAGGGGGAGGGAGAGGAUGAGGCGCGUGGGGAGAAGCAUGAGAUGGCAUGGCAUGCGGUGGGGUGGGCGGGGAAGCAGGAGGCCGGGAGAGGUGGGGAGGAUGGAGAAGGGGAGAGAACGAAGUGGGCUUGCAAGAAGGGGGAGGAGCGGGAGGAGGACGUGGAGGAUAGGGAGGAGGACGUGGAGGAUAGGGAGGAGGAAGAAGAGUGGCAGAGAGCUGAGCAGCAGGAGAGAGCAGCGGAGGGGUUGGUGGAGGAAGCAGGCGAGUGGGGAGAGGCUUGGGCAGAUGGUGAAGGGGAGGAGGCGAGGCGUGGCGAGGAUGCGACGUGUGAGAGGCUUGAAGGCGGACCGGAGUCGCAACGAGUGAGCGGGGCGCAGGCGAGUAGGGGCGGCAUGGGGCGUCGGCAGCAUGACGACGUGGCGAGGGAUGGGCGGCGGACGGGUGGUGGGAGAAGCGGAGGUGGCGCGCGGGAAGGCGUACGAGAGGAGCGGCACGAGGCGAGGGAUGGGCGGGAGAAGAGCAAAGAGCAAGGGCGAUUGGAAGGCAGGCAGGCGGAUGGGAAACGAGUGGGCAGGCGGAAAGAGGGAGGAGAGGAGGGGCGAGGGAAUACGCAAGGGGAGUGCAUGAGGUUGGAACAGCAGGCGGCGAAUGAGACGAGUGUGCGCGAUGAGGCGAGCAGUGUGGGAGACGGAGUGGUCAAGGGGGAGGCGGAGGAGGAGAAGACGGAAGAGGAGGAGGGAGGGCAGGAAGAAGAUGAAGGGGAGGCGAAGGGAGGGCAGGAAGGUAGCGCAGGGCAGAGGCGUGGUCAUCCGACAACGUUCGUUAGGGUGGAUGCAAGCAUCAGGUACUCCCAGCAGGUGGUCACCCCCGAGGUGAACGCACUGGUGCUGGAGCUGCUGGCCGCUCUGCUGCGCUUCCAACACAGGGCGCUCCAGCGAGAUCCGCUCAAGGCUGCCAUGCGGCGGCGCCUGCUGUGCGGGCUGAGGGAGGUGGGCAAGGCUGUGCGGACAGGCCGGGCCAAGUGCGUCGUGCUGGCGCCCAAUGUGGAGGAGGUGCUGGGGGAAGGCGGGCUGGACGCCGCCCUGGCGUCGAUCGUGGCGGAGGCGGCGGGGCGCAGCAUUCCCGUGGUGAUGGCGCUCUCCACGCGCCGCCUCGCCAAGGCACUCAAUCGCCCGCGCUGUCGCAUGAGCGCCGUGGCCAUUCUGGACAGCGACGGCGCGCACAGCGUGCUCAAGAGCGUCCUGGCGGAGGCAGAGAGGGGCAGGGCCAUGUGGCGCGCGGUGCAUGGAGGCAUGGGGGAGAGGCUGGCGCAUGGGGAUAAGGAGGGGCAUGUGGGUGGGUGUAAGGAGGGGCAUGUGGAUGGGGAUAAGGAGGGGCAUGUGGAUGGGGAUAAGGAGAGGCAUAUGGAUGGGGUACAGGGGGGGCAGGGCACAGAUGUCGCAUGAGCACAUUGAAGAAGUUGGACAGGCGGCGCACAGAGCGUGCUGAGGAGUGUGGUGGUUGAGGUGCAGAGGGUCAGGGCGAGGUGGUUGAGGUGCAGAGGGUCAGGGCGAGGAGGGUCAGGGCGAGGAGGGUCAGGGCGAGGAGGGUCAGGGCGAGGAGGGUCAGGGCGAGGAGGGUGGGGGAUGUGUGCAGGCAGUGCUGAGAGGCAGGUGAAUGGGGGUAGCGCCGGGCAGUGCGGAGAGGCAGGUGAAUGGGGGUAGCGCCGGGCAGUGCGGAGAGGCAGGUGAAUGGGGGUAGCGCCGGGCAGUGCGGAGAGGCAGGUGAAUGGGGGUAGGGCCAGGCAGUGCGGAGAGGCAGGUGAAUGGGGGUAGCGCCGGGCAGUGCGGAGAGGCAGGUGAAUGGGGGUAGGGCCGGGCAGUGCGGAGAGGGAGGUGAAUGGGGGUAGGGCCGGGCAGUGCGGAGAGGCAGGUGAAUGGGGGUAGGGCCGGGCAGUGCGGAGAGGCAGGUGAAUGGGGGUAGGGCCGGGCAGUGCGGAGAGGCAGGUGAAUGGGGGUAGCGCCGGGCAGUGGACAGAUGGUGCAUGAGCGCCGUGGCCAUGGUGGACAACGACGGCACACAGUGCCUGCUGAAGAGGGUAUUGGCGGAGGCAGAGAAGGGGUGGGCCAUGUGGCGAGAGAUACAUGGAGGUGUGGCGGAAAGGUAUGUGCAUGGGGAUGAGGACGGGCAGAUGGGGAUGAGAACGGGCAGAUGGGGAUGAGAACGGGCAGAUGGGGAUGAGGACGGGCAGAUGGGGAUGAGAACGGGCAGAUGGGGAUGAGAACGGGCAGAUGGGGAUGAGGACGGGCAGAUGGGGAUGAGGACGGGCAGAUGGGGAUGAGAACGGGCAGAUGGGGAUGAGAACGGGCAGAUGGGGAUGAGAACGGGCAGAUGGGGAUGAGAACGGGCAGAUGGGGAUGAGGACGGGCAGAUGGGGAUGAGGACGGGCAGAUGGGGAUGAGAACGGGCAGAUGGGGAUGAGGACGGGCAGAUGGCGCAUUGACCGCAGCGAAUGGCAGCGACAGCACACAGAGCGUGGUGAAGCACAUGCUGGUCGGGGCGGAGAGGUGGAGGGCGAUGGGGUGGAGAGGCGGAGGGCGAUGGGGCGGAGAGGCGGAGGGCGAUGGGGCGGAGCAGAGCAGAGCAGCGCGCAGCUCGCGAGGGCUGGAGAGGCGGCAGACGCGGCGCGCAUGCUGGGCAGGGGAAGGGCGAGGUGUGCGAAGAGAGGAAGAUGGGAGGAGGCGUGGCGCAUGGGUGCAGUGACCGUGUUGCCCGUGUUGACUGUGUUGCCCGUGUUGACCGUGCUGCCCGUGUUGCCUGUGUUGCCUGGCUGUGGGGCGUGGAGCAUGAGGAAGGUGGAGCAUGAGGAAGGUGGAGCAUGAGGAAGGGAGGGCGGCGUGGAACCAGUUGAUGCCCCCCCGCCCCCGCCUGCCCCACCCUCCGCGCUUGGUGAGGUGAAAGCGGAACGAUUGGGUUUACGGGGCGUGGUGGGUGCCAGCAGGGAGAGAGGCGGGUGCAUGGGGAGAUGCGGGCGCAUGGAGAGAGGCGGGCGCAUGGGGAGAGGCGGGCGCAUAGAGAGAGGCGGGCGCAUGGGGAGAUGCGGGCGCAUGGGGAGAGUCGGGCACAUGGAGAGAGGCGGGCGCAUGGGGAGAGGCGGGCGCAUGGGGAGAGGCGGGCGCAUGGGGAGAGGCGGGCACAUGGGGAGAGGCGGGCACAUGGGCUGCUUGAAGCGCCGCUCCGCCGCCAGGCCCGGGCAAGUCUUGAGGCUACUACCGAGAAAGGCGCUGCAUGUCCACCCACAUGUCCUCCCUUGUCUCUCUCCUCCCAGCCGCAUGUCCUCCCUUGUCUCUCUCCUCCCAGCCGCAUGUCCUCCCUUGUCUCUCUCCUCCCAGCCGCAUGUCCUCCCUUUUCUCUCUCCUCCCAGCCGCAUGUCCUCCCUUUUCUCUCUCCUCCCAGCCGCAUGUCCUCCCUUGUCCCUCUCCUCCCACCCGCAGGUGCCCCCUUGUUCCUUUGUCCCGCGUAUCCUCCCCUGGUCGUCUUUACUUCCUUGCAUGUGCCCUUGGUUGCUGCGUGCCCUUGGUUGCCGCGUGCCCUUCGUUGCCGCGUGCCCUUCGUUGCCGCGUGCCCUUCGUUGCCUCAUGCCCAAGAGCCUCGCGCCUCUGUGCUCUCCUCUCCCCCUAUUCCCACUCCCUGCCCGCCCCAUUACAAACCCUCGCACCAGCAUUUGCGACAGCACCUCGCACCAGCACCUGCUCCCAUCACACCAGGCAGGGUCAGCGCUCCCGUGCGAGUUGUCAUUCGUGCUCCUUGCCAUGCCCGUGGUGCAAGGGAAGGCGGCAGCCUGUGCGGCAGCGGUGAGAGGAGAGGAUAGGGCAGGAGGUGCUGCAACCGACUUGUGGCGUGCUGGGGGGGACUGCUGCUCCUGGGGAGCUGCUACUGCUGGUCCGACUCCGAUGUACUGCCAUCGCCCCAAUGGAGGGCAGGAUGUACUGCCAUCGCCCCGAUGGAGGGCAGGAUGUACUGCCAUUGCCCCGAUGGAGGGCAUAGGCCCUGUCGCAUACUGAUGACAAAAUAUUCAACACUUAUGGGUGUGGAAUUCGAUGGAAUGCUCAAGCCAAGCACAUAAGUGAGAAGGUUGAAGCAAAAAUGUGACUCAAUGCUAAGCAUUAAUAUUGAGUUGAUGUAGAGAAUGGGUCGCACUGUACUCGCAAAUUUCCUCUGCUCUGCUCUGACAUGUGGGGGCUUUAUCCGCGUCCCAAAGUGUGUAUGACAUUUGUUUCAG
Molecule: messenger RNA, 5556 nt
Organism: Closterium sp. NIES-67
Lineage: Eukaryota; Viridiplantae; Streptophyta; Zygnematophyceae; Desmidiales; Closteriaceae
Source: the annotation of a GenBank genome assembly